UUCCUCCAACCCCGCACACCUCUCCCCACCCACCCCGCCGCCCGUCGCUCCUCCUCGCCGCCUCGACUCCGCUCCGGGGGGAAAAACUUAAAAGCGCCGGAUCCUCGGCUCCCCGCUCACUCCCCGGCCGGGGAUUUCAGACUAGAAGCUUGAAGCCAAGCUGCCAUACAAGAAGACGACAUGCUUUCAGCAACCCCCCUGUAUGGGAACGUUCACAGCUGGAUGAACAGCGAGAGGGUCCGCAUGUGUGGGAUCAACGAAGACAGGAAAAUUCCUGGAAAUGAUGGUGAUGCUUCAAAGGCCAGACUGGAACUGAGGGAAGAUACUCCCGUGAACCACAGCGUGGUGGAUGCAACCACGGCCCAUCGCAUUGAUGGGCUGGCAGCACUGAGCAUGGACCGCGCAGGCCUGAUUCGGGAAGGGCUGCGUGUGCCUGGCAACAUCGUCUAUUCGAACUUGUGUGGACUGGGGGCCGAGAAAGGUCGGGAGGCAGCCACAAGCACACUCGGAGGGCUGGGGUUCUCUUCGGAGAGGAAUCCAGAGAUGCAGUUCAAACCCAACACCCCCGAGACUGUGGAGACCUCUGCUGUGGCCGGCAAAGCCCCCAAUGGCUUCAGUGCUAUCUACAAAACACCCCCUGGAAUACAAAAAAGUGCCGUCCCGACUGCCGACUCCCUGGGCCUGGACCGGCCUGCCAGUGACAAGCAGAGCCCACUCAACAUCAAUGGUGCUAGUUAUCUGCGUCUUCCUUGGGUCAAUCCUUACAUGGAGGGGGCCACCCCAGCCAUCUACCCUUUUCUUGACUCGCCCAAUAAGUAUUCACUGAACAUGUAUAAGGCCUUGCUACCUCAGCAGUCCUACAGCCUGGCCCAGCCACUGUACUCUCCGGUCUGCACCAAUGGGGAGCGCUUUCUCUAUCUGCCGCCCCCUCACUAUGUCAGCCCCCACAUCCCCUCGUCCCUGGCUUCACCCAUGAGGCUCUCUACGCCUUCGGCCUCCCCGGCCAUUCCACCUCUGGUCCACUGUGCAGAUAAGAGCCUGCCUUGGAAGAUGGGCGUCAGCCCCGGGAACCCCGUGGAGCCCCACGCCUACCCCCACAUCCAGAACAGCAAACAGCCACGGGUGCCCUCUGCCAAGGCAGUCACCAGUGGGCUGCCAGGGGACACAGCUCUCCUGCUGCCCCCCUCGCCUCGGCCUUCGCCUCGUGUGCACCUCCCUUCCCAGCCGCCCACAGAUACCUACUCGGAAUUCCACAAGCACUACGCCAGGAUCUCCACAUCUCCCUCAGUCACCCUAUCGAAGCCAUACAUGACGGUCAGCAGCGAGUUCCCCGGGGCAAGGCUCUCCAAUAACAAGUAUCCCAAGGCUCCAGAAGGGACGGAGGGGGCCUCAUCUGGAGCUGGCCACUCCCGCAAGGCCACGGGUCCAGACCGGAAAGAAGGCAGCUCACCGCCUCUGUUGGAAAAGCAGCCGCCUACCAAAGACACCACCGACAAGCCACUCGACUUGUCUGCUAAAGUGGUGGAUGGUGGCGAGGCCUCCAAACCCGAGCACGGGAAGAAGAUGCCCCCCACGGUGCUGGUCCACAGCCGAGCCGCCAGUGGCUUAGUGCUCACCGGAAGCGAGCUGCCGAAAGAAACCUUAUCUCCUCCUGGAAACGGCUGUGCUAUCUAUAGAUCUGAAAUCAUUAGCACUGCUCCCUCGUCCUGGGUGGUGCCCGGGCCUAGUCCCAAUGAAGAGAACAAUGGCAAGAGCCUGCCACUGAAAAACAAGGCCCUGGACUGGGCCAUCCCGCAGCAGCGGAGCUCUUCUUGUCCCCGAAUGGGUGGCGCGGACGCCGUCGUCACCAACGUGUCUGGGGCUAUGCCCAGCGCCGGCCGUCCGGCCUCUGCGUCACCCGCCCCCAAUGCAGAUGUCAACAAGACCAGCCGCAGCUCCGUGGACACCACACCGUCCGUUAUCCAGCACGUGGGCCAGCCCCCCACCACGCCCGCCAAGCACAGCAGCGGCAUCAGCAAAGGCACCAAAGCCAGCAACCCCGAACCCGCCUUCAAAGCCAACGAGAAUGGCCUGCCAUCCAGCUCCAUAUUUCUGUCCCCCAACGAGGCGUUCCGAUCUCCUCCCAUCCCCUAUCCCCGGAGUUACCUCCCUUACCCGGCACCAGAGGGCAUUGCCAUCAGCCCCCUCUCCUUACACGGCAAGGCACCUGUGUACCCUCACCCUGUCCUGUUACCCAAUGGCAGUCUGUUUCCGGGGCACCUGGCCCCCAAACCUGGCCUGCCCUAUGGACUCCCCACAGGCCGCCCAGAGUUUGUCACCUACCAAGAUGCGCUGGGGUUGGGCAUGGUGCACCCCAUGUUGAUACCUCACACACCCAUCGACAUUACGAAAGAGGAGAAACCGGAGAGGCGGUCCCGCUCCCACGAGAGAGCUCGCUACGAGGACCCCAACCUCCGAACCCGGUUCUCUGACAUGUUGGAAGCGAGUAGUGCUAAGCUGCACCCUGAAGUUCCAGUGGACAAAAACCUCAAGCCGAACCCCAGCUGGAAUCAAGGGAAACCCAUCCUCAAGAACGACAAGCUUGUCUAUGUGGACCUCCUCCGGGAAGAGGCAGCAGUGAAAGGGGAUGCUGUGCUGUCCAAACCGGGCUUCGCUGCUGAAAGCGGGACCCAGAGCUCUGAGCCCCCCCAACCUCCUGCCGACCCAGCCCUGCAGCCACACAGAGAUUUCAUCACCCUGCGGGAAGAGCUGGGGCGCCUCAGUGAUUUCCACGAAGCGUAUGCCUUCAAACAGGCGCCGAGCCAGUCGGUCUUCAGCCUGAGCAAGGAGAAUGUGCCAGCCAGUACCCCCAAGGAGACCCUGGGGGUGCCAGUCUCCGCUCCAUUCCUGGAGCCGAGUCUUGGCAGUGAUGGCCCCACUGUAACUUUUGGUAAAGCUCAAGAGGAUCCCAAACCAUUUUGUGUGGGCGGUGCCCCCCCCAGUGUGGAAGUCACCCCUGCCUAUACCAAAGAGGGAGCCGAUGAGGCUGAGUCCAGUGAUGGCAAAUUGCUGAAACCCAAGCCAUCCAAGCUGGCCAAGAGAAUUGCCAACUCUGCCGGCUACGUGGGUGACCGAUUCAAGUGUGUCACCACAGAACUGUACGCCGACUCCAGUCAGCUCAGCCGGGAACAGCGGGCACUGCAGAUGGAAGGAUUACAAGAGGACAGUAUUUUAUGUCUACCCGCUGCUUACUGUGAGCGUGCAAUGAUGCGCUUCUCCGAGUUGGAGAUGAAAGAGCGAGAAGGGGGCCACCCUACAGCCAAAGAGUCCGAAGUGUGCAAAUUCAGCCCCGCUGACUGGGAAAGGUUGAAAGGAAAUCAGGACAAAAAGCCAAAGUCGGUCGCCCUGGAGGAGGCCAUUGCUGAGCAGAAUGAGAGUGAGAGAAAUGAAUACCCUGCCGGAAACAAACACGACCCAUUCGAGGCUUCAGAAGACAAAGAGCUGCCCACUGACAAGUAUUUGGUGGACAGGCAGCCUGUGAUCGAGGCAGCCCCUGAGCCAGUGGCUCCGGAUAUGCCACACAGCCCAGCCCUCCGGCUGGAUCGUAAGCGGAGGGUGUCCAGUGACAGCAAUCACACCGAGACCCCAGGGGACGAGCUGCCUGAGGAUCCACUGCUGAAAGCCAAGCGGAGAAGAGUCUCCAAAGAUGACUGGCCUGAGAGGGAAAUGACACCCAGUUCCUCUAAGCACUUAGAAGACCCACAUUAUAGUGAGCUGACCAACCUGAAGGUGUGCAUUGAAUUAACAGGGCUCCAUCCUAAAAAGCAACGCCACUUGCUACACCUAAGGGAACGGUGGGAACAGCAGGUGUCGGCAGCCGAGGGCAAACCUGGCCGGCAGGGCAGGAAGGAAGUGACCCAGGCCGAACAGCCUGAGGUCACGCCGCAGGGCAAUAACAUCCCCGACGAGAAAGCGGGCAGAAAAAGGGCAGAAGGCAAAGGACACAGAGGCUGGCUGGAAGACUGUCUGAGGCCUGGCGAGCAUGAGCAAGGCUUGCCUGUGUUCUCCGGCUCUCCACCCAUGAGGAGCCUUUCAUCCACCAAUGCAAGCGGCAAAAAGCAGACUCAGCCAAGCUGCACGCCAGCCUCGAGGCCGUCUGCCAAACAGCAAAAAAUUAAAGAAAGCCAGAAGACAGAUGUGCCAUGCACAGACGAAGAGGAAGACUGCCAGGCUGCCUCCCUUCUGCAGAAAUACACCGACAGUGGCGAGAAACCGUCCGGGAAGAGACUGUGCAAAACCAAGCACUUGAUCCCGCAGGAACCCAGGCGGGGUGGGACACUGCCAGGGGACUACUACGUGGAGAAUACUGAUGGCAAGGUGACAGUGCGGCGCUUCCGCAAGCGACCGGAGCCUAGUGCUGACUUCGAGGUGUCGCCUGCCAAACAGGACCAGAAGCCCUUUGACCGGUUACAGCAGUUGUUACCUGCUUCUCAGACCUCACAGUUGCCACAGGCCAGCUCCCCACCAGAGACCACCCAGUCUCGCCCCAUGCCCCCCGAAGCCCGCAGACUGAUUGUCAAUAAGAACGCAGGCGAGACCCUCUUACAGCGAGCUGCACGCCUUGGCUAUGAGGAAGUUGUCCUGUAUUGCCUGGAAAACAAAAUCUGUGACGUGAACCACCGAGACAAUGCAGGUUACUGUGCCCUGCAUGAAGCGUGUGCCAGAGGCUGGCUCAACAUUGUGCGGCACCUUUUGGAAUAUGGCGCCGAUGUCAACUGCAGCGCCCAGGAUGGGACUCGGCCUCUCCACGAUGCUGUCGAGAAUGAUCACCUGGAAAUUGUACGGUUACUACUCUCCUAUGGUGCUGACCCCACUUUGGCUACAUACUCAGGUAGAACCAUCAUGAAAAUGACCCACAGUGAACUUAUGGAGAAGUUCCUCACAGAUUACCUGAAUGAUCUACAAGGCCGAAGUGACGACGAGGACUGCGCCAGCUCCUGGGAGUUCUAUGGCAGCUGUGUGUGUGAGCCCAAUGAUGAAAGCGGCUAUGAUGUGUUGGCAAAUCCUCCUGGGCCAGAGGACCAGGAUGAGGAUGAGGAGGCUGGCAGCGAUGUCUUUGAAUUUGAAUUCUCAGAAAGCCCCCUGUUGCCCUGUUACAACAUCCAAGUGUCUGUCUCUCAGGGGCCUCGAAACUGGCUGUUACUUUCCGAUGUCCUCAAGAAAUUAAAGAUGUCCUCCCGCAUCUUCCGCUGCAAUUUUCCCAAUGUGGAGAUUGUCACCAUCGCAGAGGCAGAAUUCUACCGGCAAGUUUCGACAAGUCUGUUGUUCUCUUGCUCCAAAGACAUGGAGGCGUUUAACCCCGAGAGCAAAGAGCUGUUGGAUCUGGUGGAGUUCACCAGUGAGCUGCAGGCUCUGCUGGGUUCCACAGUGGAGUGGCUGCACCCCAGCGACAUGGUCUCGGAUACCUACUGGUGAGCGAGCUCACCAAUCUGCCGUGUACAGUGUGUUAUAGUGUUAAUCCUUGUGCAUAUGUGGCAUAAUACGACUAUUUCUGUAAAGAAAGGACACUAUUACAUAUGAAAAUAUCUCUUCUUUAUAUAAGAGAAAAUGACUCCAGUCGGAAGGACUUAGAAACAUGUUGUUGUCUUCGUUGUCUUUUCCUUUUCAACUUUUAGGUCUGUUUUGGUGAAGUUGUUGUGUUUCUUUCCUUUCCAGUGCACACAUGCUUUGGGGAUAUCUUUGUUUUCCUUUUUUUCCCUUUUUUAUUUUUCAAAGAGAAACAAGUGGAAGAGCAGCUCCCCGUUUUCAUGAAAUUUUGUACAAAGCUCCGAUGACAGAGAGGCCAGAGCUGUCUCGGAGUGUGGUCAGAACCAGGUGGCUAGUGAUGGGGGAGGAUGGUGAAGGCACUUGGUUAUGUUGUAAGUUUUGUUUUGUUUACA
Molecule: messenger RNA, 5918 nt
Organism: Suncus etruscus (white-toothed pygmy shrew)
Lineage: Eukaryota; Metazoa; Chordata; Mammalia; Eulipotyphla; Soricidae
Gene: BCOR
Product: BCL6 corepressor
Exons: 15
Coding region: 181-5454 (1757 amino acids)
Biological process (GO): negative regulation of transcription by RNA polymerase II
Cellular component (GO): nucleus
Molecular function (GO): transcription corepressor activity; protein binding
Source: RefSeq, a predicted model, not a curated record